AUGUAUGGAUUGCUAGAGAAAGUUGUUUCAUCUCAACAAGGAGCUUUUGUAAAAGGAAGGUGUAUCCAAGAGAAAAUAAUGCUUGUUUCUGAGAUGGUAUAUGAGCUGGAUAUUAAAAGAAGGGGAGAGAGGCCAGUUGGAUUCUUCUCAGUUAGUAGGGGAUUGAGACAGGGUGACCCAUUGUCACCAAUUCUUUUUGUUAUUGCUGAAGAUGUUCUAAGUAGUAAUUUGAGUAAACUAGUACAGGACAAGAAUAUAGUACCAAUGAUGAAGAGUAAAAUGUUUUUGGGAGGAGUUACAGAUUUAAGAAAGCAGCAAAUAGCAAAAGAGUUUCAAAUUCCACUCUCCAGUUUCCCAGAUAAGUACUUAGGUGUGAUACUGAAACCAGGAAUGGUAAGACCAGAUACUAUUUGGGGGGUUGUUGAAAUGUUACAGAAUAGACUAUCAAGCUGGGUGGGUCAGUUAUUGGCUUUCAAGGAUAUAAUCACUUUGGUGAAAUCAGUUUUGAACAACAUUCCAAUUUAUAAUAUGUCAGUGUAUAAGUGGCAUGCUAGUGUAAUCAAAACAUGUGAAAGAAUGCUGAGAAAUUUUCUAUGGACUGGUGAUCCUUCAACAAGAAAGAUGGUCACUAUAAAGUGGGAUAAAGUAUGUGCUCCAUUGGAAGAAGGAGGGUUGGGUUUGAAGAGGUUGAGUGUUAUAAAUAAGGCUUUAUUGAUGAAAUUGUUAUGGAAGAUUUUGAACUCUGAAGAAGAAUGA
This is a messenger RNA of Papaver somniferum (opium poppy), 756 nucleotides long. RefSeq lists its product as uncharacterized. The coding region runs from base 1 to 756 and encodes 251 amino acids. Lineage: Eukaryota; Viridiplantae; Streptophyta; Magnoliopsida; Ranunculales; Papaveraceae. The record is from RefSeq and is a predicted model, not a curated record. The transcript has 3 exons.